This is a messenger RNA of Bombyx mori (domestic silkworm), 1770 nucleotides long. RefSeq lists its product as uncharacterized. The record is from RefSeq and is a predicted model, not a curated record. Lineage: Eukaryota; Metazoa; Arthropoda; Insecta; Lepidoptera; Bombycidae. The transcript is spliced from 9 exons. Bases 383 to 1492 code for a protein of 369 amino acids.
AGUUGCGCGCGGGACCUCGAAAAGCUUGCCAGUCCGUAGCUCUUCGUAGACGCCUACACGUUUUCGCUACGCCGUAGUCGACAAAUACAAUGUGCUCAGUGAUUUGAACGUUGUGCCAUUUAUUGUUGUAAGCUGGUUUAGAUUUUAUUCUGAUACACACACUAUUUGCAGAUAACUAAGUUAUUCACAGUGAUUCUGUACUGAUUGGACAUUUAGUAAUCUGCAUAGAUUACGUCUACAUUUAAACGAAAAAGGACACAAAAUGUUCCGGUGUGGAUCUUUGUAAAGGCCGGCAUGCGAAAGAACAAUCUGUCCAAGUCGGUUUAAAUAUGAAGGAGCUUAUGAGGAUGGCGCACCAGAGCCGUCACGAAGCGGUCGUGACAUGACGUGUGGUCGCGACCUCACCUCUACAACUUACAAGAUGACUUCCAAGCUCGCCGCCCUCUUACUCUGGCUCGGUGGAAGUGUGCUGGGUCUUCGUGACAUCCAACUCAGCGUUCCAGAGGCAGUGGGCGUGGGUUCCAGUGCGAUCCUCGGCUGCCGAUGGGCGCUGGAUACAGGAGAAACGUUGUAUACGGUUAAAUGGUACCACGGAGCACAGGAGUUCUUCCGAUUCGUACCGAAAGAGCUUCCAAAUACCCGUGUCUUCUCUCAAACUGGUAUUAGUGUUGAUGUUUCACGAUCGGGUGCGCAGCAGGUGGUCCUGCGAGGGGCAAGCCGUGGUUUGAGUGGCAGGUACCGGUGUGAAGUGUCAGCGGACGCACCCUUCUUCCAUACUGUCUAUAAAAGUGCUUAUAUGAGAGUUGUAGAAUUGCCCGAAUCAGGCCCAAAAGUUCGUGCCCAAAAAAGUUGGUACUCUGUAGGUGAUAUGCUACGAGCUAAUUGCACGUCGCCUCCUGCCGAUCCAGCAGCUAAUUUGACUUGGUUGUUAAACGGACAAGAGGUAAAAGGCCUCGAUAUUCCAUUAGUGGAUACAACUUACCCAAGAAAGCCUGUGAUAACGGAUACGUCGCUCGAAGAUGCAAAUAGAAUUAUAUUUAGUCCAUGGGACACGAUUUCGGGGUACGAGGAUCCCGUUACCGAUAAUGUGAUAGACAUACCUGGUAAUAUUGCCGUACUGAGCAUACCCGAAGCUGUUGCCGAUGUUGCCAAGGAGACUACAACCAGUUCAAUGCCCAGGAUAGAGCAGAUUGCAAAUAAAUUUAACAUUAGCGAUGAGGAAAAAUCGAAUAAAUCAUCCUCAUACAGCCAGCUUGUUAUUAGAGUGCAGUCCGUGCAUUUUCAUAAGGGUCGUUUAAAUGUAACAUGCGUGGCUCACGUGUUGUCUAUUUGGUCGUCGAGUGGAGUACUUUUAUUGGAUGAAGAACGACCACAGAUUGCACCGGUGAUGGGAAGUAGGGAUUCUAAUUCAGGUCUACCUAAAUGUGCAUCAUCACUUAUAGCAGUCAUAAUACACAAUUUAUUUUUCUGCUGGCAAUGGUCAGUUCGAUGAUGGAAAAAAUUCGCAGAUUAUAUGUAAGAACUCGUUUUAAUCGACUAAAUAUCGUGUUAGACAAAAGUUUUAGUGAAGUUAAAGAAAACUAUGCAGGUAAUGAGAUUUCGUCGACAAAGUGGAUUAGUAGUGAAUUUUUAUACAUGUAAAUAAUAAAAUAGUUUUAAUUAAUAGUAAUCUGUAAGAAUGAUAGAAAUGAUUUUGCUUUACGAGCAUAUUGUAUGUAACUGUUAUUUCAAUGUAAAAAAUUCAGAUUAAACGUCAUCUCUGUUUUUAAA